This is a messenger RNA of Mytilus trossulus (common blue mussel), 2322 nucleotides long. RefSeq lists its product as uncharacterized. The coding region runs from base 112 to 1608 and encodes 498 amino acids. Lineage: Eukaryota; Metazoa; Mollusca; Bivalvia; Mytilida; Mytilidae. The record is from RefSeq and is a predicted model, not a curated record. The transcript is spliced from 9 exons.
CGGAAAUAAAACUAUUUAUUCAUCAUACAAAAUUCGUUGAUAUAGUUCUAAUACGUAUAACAGCUGUUUUGGAGAUACAAAAGGUCUCACAAUUAGAAAUCCUCUAUCAAAAUGGAAAGAAUAUGUAGUGGAAUUGAUAAAGAUGAUCAUUGUAAAUAUCCUGAUGCUCAGCAAAAAUCGUAUUUUCAGAAGCUUAUGGGACUUUUUACAUUAUCAAAGAUUUAUGGUCAUGCAGAAGUUAAAAUAACCCAAGGAGGCGAAUUGUUUGAUGUUUCAUUCUAUCAAGAUAGCGAGGGACGAUAUCAUUUGGAAAUUACAUAUCCAUUAAACUGGGUUCUAGAAAGUUUGAAUACAACACCAUACAGAACUAAAUUAAGAAUAAUAAAUGAGGGUAGGACAGAACACUCAAAAAUAGAGAAUAGAGUUUUCAACAGCCAAUCAGAUAUACAGCACGAACAAUAUUCAUGUUCAACCGAAAUAGAUAGAACAAAAAGACACAAUUCCAUAAAGAAUAAAAUUUGCACGAUGAAGUCACAUCUAAAGCCUGCAAAUGAGUUUUGUUCACCAAAAAGAGAUGAUCCUGAUCUUACAACUUUCGAUAAUCAACUAAUGUACAAAUAUAAUGUGAUCAGUGAAGAGGAUGAAUGCUCUCUAUCUGAAGAACAGUCUGAUGUUGAAUAUGAGAAUCCACGUUUUCGAGGAUCUUCAGUUAUAUUAAAAUCGCACAGCAUUAAGAAAUUCGAUAUUAACGACCACUCGGGUUUAGUAGAAUCUGUUAUGUUCACCAAGGAAAAUAGUUUCGGCCAAACAGAUCCGUUUCUAAUGUUUUCCUUAGGGUGUGGGUUUUAUACCCCACAUGCUCUGAUAAACUCCAACAUGGUGGAUAGUGAAAUUGGAAACUCUUUCAAAAUAUUUUAUAUUUCUGCAACCAAAACUGAGCUCCUAAUACUAUUGUUCACACCUAUUAGGAAAUUUACAGCCUUCCAGAUUGCAAAUACAAUCCUAAAUCGUAUCGACUGUCGAGACGUUAGAAGUACUACAGCUUUCCUUGAAUUAAUAAGCCAAACUGACAAGGAAAACGAUUGUGAAAGUGUACGGUCAGAGAAAGAAGAAGAAGUAAAUUACGCUUGCGACAGUUUAGAUCCAAAUGACAUUAUAGAAAAGACAAAAACACAGUUCGAUCAAUCUGAAAGCCAUAAGAACAUUCGACAAACCAAUUACAAAAAACUUGGAAAGAUAGAUAUAAACAGCAAACAAAUACAUUAUAAAAGUAUAGAUAAUUGUAAGAGUAAUUAUGUUGGAAAAAAUAGUCAUACUAAAGAUUUUACUCACAGCAUAGGAGUUCAUCGAACGAAAACUGGAAAUCACAAAUUAAAAACUCAAGGCCAAACACAUGCGACAUGGAAAAUAACAAUCAUACGUGGGGAAGAACAAAUAGUUGAUAGUUAUUUAGGGGACAGUAUGGUACGUCAAGCGAUGUAUGAAUUCUUUGGAGAAAAUGACUACAUAAGAUACAAAGCUUCAUUUGAACGACCGAACGUUCCCUGGCCAAGUAUGCAUCCUCUGUUACCAUACAAAUACCGUUUCUUAGACAACUGCGGAUCAUAAUAACAAAAAGUUUAUAAUUGCAGUUAUAUAUAAAAUUAUUAUAUUCCUAUUUGCUGUUACAUUUAUGUAUAUAUGUUUUGGUCUUUAGUGUGACAUCUAUGUUCACUGAACUAUUACACAAUUUUAUUGAGGGGCAAGCUGAGGACCACACAUGGGUGGGGGAUUUUGUCGCUACGUCGAAGACCCAUUGGUGGCCGUUGGCUUUUUCCUGCUCUUUUGUCGGGUUGUUGUCUCUUUUAGACAUUCCCAAUUUCCAUCCUCAAUAUCAUUACAUUUCUUUUGAAUCACUUAAGUAGCAAGUCAUUUCCUUACAGCGUAUAAGAUUAUUAACCGAUAUACAAUUGUAAAUUGUGAAGAAAUCCAGUUUAGAAACACUUUAUAUGAAAACUUGAUUGUUAUCAAUGAUGAAACCGAAUAAGUACUCAACAUUCUAAAUAGAAAAUGUACAAAGGCUAAGGGUAACUCAAAAUUAUCAGUGUAGGAUAAAAAGGUCAACAAAAUGGCCGAAAAAGCAAACAGAGACGAAAUGAUAUUAAGCGACACGAUUUGCAUCAUAAAAGAGAGAGUGGGUGUAUAUUGUGCUCCAACAACAUCGCAGUUCGUUAAAAUUAACAACAAGAUUAAUAUAUAACUUAGUUAACUUAGUUAGGUCUUUCCACUUUUCUGUGGAAAGACCUAUUGUAUUUCUUCUGAUUAUUAUUUUUUUUCCGCCAA